Molecule: messenger RNA, 6015 nt
Organism: Oncorhynchus keta (chum salmon)
Lineage: Eukaryota; Metazoa; Chordata; Actinopteri; Salmoniformes; Salmonidae
Product: dual specificity protein phosphatase 4-like
Exons: 4
Coding region: 179-1303 (374 amino acids)
Biological process (GO): negative regulation of MAPK cascade; endoderm formation; protein dephosphorylation
Cellular component (GO): nucleus; cytoplasm
Molecular function (GO): protein tyrosine/threonine phosphatase activity; MAP kinase tyrosine/serine/threonine phosphatase activity
Source: RefSeq, a predicted model, not a curated record
CCUUUUUAUUGGGGCUGGCAGCAGAGGCCCCAUUCAUAAAACGGAAAGAGGCGGACUACUCGUGAUAGUAAUGCUCUCAGGAGAAUAAGAGCACAACAUUGCGCAGGAGCUGCUCAGCAUAAACACACAUCCUGCACUCUUCGUGUUCAUCAACAGGAAAAAGAGAAUUCCCUUCAUUAUGGAGGAAAAUAUGGUUAUUAUGGAUGAACUUUGCGAAAUGGAUUGCAACGUUUUGAAAAGGUUGUUGAAGGACGACAGUGCGAAAUGCCUGGUGCUGGACUGCCGAUCAUUUUUGGCGUUUAGCGCUGGACACAUUCGGAGCGCAGUGAAUAUUCGCUGUAACACAAUCGUGAGAAGGCGAGCGAAGGGCUCGGUGAGUUUAGACCAGAUUCUGUCGAGUGAUGAAGAGGUCAAAGCCCGGCUGAAAUCAGGACUGUACUCCGCUGUGAUCCUCUACGACGAGAGGACGCCCGACAUAGACACUGUUAAAGACGAUAGCACAAUCACUCUGGUGCUCAAUGCAGUGUACAGAGACACAUUUGGAACUGAAAUAUUUCUACUAAAAGGGGGCUACGACAGAUUUUUCACAGAGUAUCCCGAGUUCUGUUUGAAGACCAAAACGUUAUCUUCGUUCUCUACCCAGUCCAGUUUGGACGCGUGUUCUUCCUGUGGAAUUCCACAGACGUCCCACCAUGACCAGGCUGGUCCAGUGGAGAUUCUUCCCUUCCUGUACCUUGGCAGUGCCUUCCAUGCCUCCAAAAAGGACAUGCUGGACGGCAUGGGCAUCUCUGCCUUACUCAACGUGUCCUCUAACUGUCCCAACCACUUCGAGGGGGUUUACCAGUACAAGUGCAUUCCUGUGGAGGACAACCACAAAGAGGACAUCAGCUCCUGGUUCAUAGAAGCCAUUGAGUUUAUCGACUCUGUGAAAGACUCCAACAGACGUGUGCUGGUGCACUGCCAGGCGGGCAUCUCUCGCUCUGCCACCAUCUGCCUCGCAUACCUGAUGAAGAAGAAGCGUGUUCGGCUAGACGAAGCCUUUGAGUUCGUCAAGCAGCGCCGCAGUAUCAUCUCCCCCAAUUUCAGCUUCAUGGGACAGCUGCUGCAGUUCGAGUCCCAGGUGCUGGCCACAUCAUGCGCGGUGGAGGCUGCCAGCCCCUCGGCAGCCAGCCUGGGCCCCAAGUCUUCCUCCAGCCCUACGUCGCCCUUCAUCUUUAGCUUUCCCGUCUCCGUGGUAGCACAUGGCCAGCCCAGCAGCCUGGCCUACCUGCAAAGUCCAAUCACAACCUCACCCAGCUGCUGAUGCCCCGCCCCCACAAAGACUCACUGCCCCAUUCCUCUCACUAUCCAGACCAGAGAGAGAGAGGUUAUCUUCUCCUACCUGGUAUAAGCUGAAAUGUCCAUUGACAAUGAAACACUGAGGGCGCCUAUCCUGCUGCCUGACACAAAAGACUGUAUAGAAUAUGGCACUCACACGUACACCUUCAUCACUAUAUGGUGACUAAUAAAUACACUCUUUCAUAAAACAGGCUAAAAAACAGAUGCAGUUCCUGUGUUUUAGUGUGCAGGUGGACACAGGAAGGACGGGGCGGCAGAAUUCUAAGUUGUUGUCCACCUUUUCCAUUUCCUGUGGAGUUUUCCAAAGCCACUCCGGUCCUGUUGAGAGGGCUGAAUGGCCGUGAGCAGAGAUGCAGAGAAAACGAAAGAGCAAAGAGGGGAGGGGGGAGAAAGAGAGUGCUCAGUCAUUUAGUGGCUUCCUGAUGGAGCACAGGAGGCUCUUCAGUUGUGACAGGUGCUUGCUAGCGUCCUGUCCGGCUUCCUGUCCCUGACAUCCCCAUCCUCUCUCCCACACGCCCCCUCCUCUUCUGGAGCAGGACUGCUGAUGAAUGCCUGAAUAAAAGAGUCACCCCUACUGAGGAGGAGAGGCCGCUGAGAUGGAAAGACUAGCUUUCUGAGACAGUGCCAAAUGAACGUCUGAACCCCUGCUACACUGCCCGGGCAACCCCUGGUGUUCCAUGUAAUAAACUCGGUCGGAAGGACAGAUAUGCUUUUGAGGGGAAAGGGGGUCUAGUCAUUUCUGCUUUUUUUGUUCAGUGCCUUGUUCAGAGAAGGUAUAGGAUGUUUUUCCCAGCGCUUUUGGAUGUGCUCAAGUGCUCUAGCGCCUUUUCUUUCCAAACAGACUGUGGCAGAUAAACUGGCAAAUCUCUAAACAGUAACAACUUCAAGUCAGCACUGCAAUACAGACAAUGUUAUCCGAUCCGUUCCUCUCCCCCAAGUAGAGCAAUAAUGCGUUUCUCUCUCUUCCCAGUUUCCACCAAAGUACUACAUUGUGUUGUGUAUUUAUAAUCAUGUUUUUAGCUUCAUAUGUGUGUAUUCGCUAAUCGAUAAAGACCAGAUCAUUGAGAAGUGCUGUUUGCCUUACCAAUAAUUAUUUUUUUCUAAUUCACCAGAUAAGAAUGUUGUUAUUUUUCAUUCCUGUAUGGAGGCUUAUUGUUGUCUGUUACAUAGGUACUAUUUCUGUUCAGACCAUGGAUGCUGAUUGGUCUAAUGCUUGUUGGAGGAGGGAGUUAGUUGGGAACAGACCUAUGGCUUGUUUCUUUGUCUUAUCACUGUUACUCCACCAAUGUCUAGUAGAUCCAGACUACUUUCUAAACUUGCCAAAUGCACAAUUUCCCAGCUACGCACAAACACCCCUAAAAAAACAGGCACACUGGAAUGUCUGACAUCACUGGGAAAAAAUAUAUAUGAGAUGGUAGAAAACUGCUAGUGUGUGCUGCCACUGAACUGAUUCAUGUGAAAUGGUUAGUUUUUCUUCUCAUUUCAUUCUCUGAGUGAAAAUAUUGCCUGGAAGUGCUGGCCCAGGCGAACGAUCUACUCCCCUCCUCCUUUUGAAGAAUGCUGGCACCUUUUAUAGAGCACUUUUUAGUGAUGCAAUACCGUAUUAUAACUUUGAAUUAAUUUGCACAUUAUUAUUACUAUGAUACCAGGUGGUAACUGAUGACACCCAUAAUGUGCUUUUGUUCUUGAACGAGGGUAUGUAUGUAAAUGAUAUGAAGAUGAGAGGCCUUCUCUGGUCCACAAUCAUUGAACAAUGCAAUACUUUCUACCUGUGUCAAGUGAAAUGCUGUUGUCUCAUCAUGGCAAUAUCAUUCAUCAGGUUGACUUUUUUAAAAAACUUUUCCCUAUGUUUUUGUUGAAUUGUAUAUGCUUUAUUUAUUCCUAAAAUUCCAUUGUGAAAUACAACAAUGUUCUUAAAAAAAAAAAAAAAUCUCUGUCUUACUUGCAUGAAACAUCAUACAUGGUAUCUGGGAGGGACGACAGAAAGGAUUCACACCCCUAGACACCCCAGCCUACACACAAUACCCUAUAAUGUCAACGUGGAAUUAUGUUUUUCGAGAGUUUUACAAAUUAAUAAAAAAUGAAAAGCUGAAAUGUCUUGAGUCAAUAAGUGUUUAAACCCUUUUGUUAUGGCAAGCCUAAAUAAGUUCAGGAGUAAACAUUUGCUUAACAAGUCACAUAAUAGGGUGGAUCCACUAUGUGUACAAUAAUAGUUUAACAUAUUUUUUUAUAUGACUACCUCAUCUCUGUACCCCGCACAUACAUUUAUCUGUAUGGUUCUUCAAACAAGCAGUGAAUUUCAAAAACAAAUUCAAACACAAAGACCAGCGAGGUUUUCCAAUGCCUCACAAAGAAGGGCACCUAUUGGUAGAUUGGUAAAACAUUUUAAAAAAUAAAGCAGACAUUGAAUAUCCAUUUGAGCAUGGUAUAUCAAUGCACCCAGUCACUACAAAGAUACAGGUGUCCUUUCUAACUCAGUUGCCAGAGAGCAAGGAAACAAAUGGCCAAUGGUGACUUUAAAACAGUUACAGAGUUUAAUGGCUAUGAUAGGAGAAAACUGAGGAUGGAUCAACAACAUUGUAGUUACUCCACAAUACUAACCAAAAUAAUUGAGGGUAAAGAAGGAAGCCAGUACAGAAUAAAGACAUUCCAAACAGGCAUCCUGUUUGCAAUAAGGCACUAAAGUAAAACUGCAAAAAAUGUGGCACAGAAAUGUACUUUAUUCCUGAAUGCAAAGUGGUAUGUUUGGGGCUAAUCCAAUACAUCACUGAGUACCACUCUUGAUAUUUUCAAGUAUGGUGGUGGCUGCAUCAUGUCAUGGGUAUGCUUGUCAUUGGCAAGGACUAGGGAGGUUUUUUUAAAAUAAAAAGAAACGGAAUAUAUCUAAGAACAGGAAAAAUCCUGGAGAAAACCUGGUUCAGUCUCCUUUCCAACAGACACUGGGAGACAAAUUCACCUUCCAGCAAGAAGUAACCUAAAAUACAAGGCCAAAUCUACACUGGAGUUGCUUACUAAGACAACAUUGAAUGUUCCUGUGUGUUUUUACUUAAAACAGCUUGAAAAUCUAUGGCAAGACAUGAAAAUGGCUGUUUUAGCAAUGAUCAAUAACCAACUUGUUAGAGCUUGAAUAUUUUUUUCAAUAAUAAGGGCAAAUACUGUACAAUCCAGGUGUGCAACGCUCUUGGGGCUCCCGAGUGGCACAGUAGUCUAGGGCACUGCAACUCAGUGCUAGAGGCGUCAUUACAGAUGGCUGAAUCACGACCAGCCGUGAUUGAGAGUUCCACAGGGUGGCGCACAAUUGGCCCAGGGUCGUUAGUUUUGCCCGGGGUAGGUGUCGUUGUAAAUACAAAUUUGUUCCAAACUGACUUGCCUAGUUAAAUAGAACCUUGGGUUUAAAAAAUGUUGUUAAUUCUAAUCACAAGCUCCUAAAUGCAAGCACAGAUCAUGAUGUCAAAAUAAUCAAAGGCCUACUUACUUCUAAGUCAUUUCACAAAGAUAAAAGGCUGGUCUUUAGAUGUAGCCAGCUUUAGACUAUGCAGUGAUCUUUGCCACAAAGUUUAUUGGAUUGUGAUGGUCUGUUCAUCACUGGUGUACAGCAGGUCCGGUCCUGUCUGCAAUGACGAGAAUAACGCUCGAGGAGCUGGGUUACAUAUCACAACAUAACUGUACGGUUAUAGCAUCCCCUAGUGGGUGAUCUUAAUACUCCACUUCCUCAUUAAUCUCUCCAUAGAAAUCACAUUGUAGGUGUUUGUUGGGUAAAAUGAUGACAUGAGGAUUAUACCCGGAACCUAGCUAUUUAGAUGACACAAAAAACAAGCUAUAACACAUUGAUUUCAUUAUUGUUAUCCAUUCUGUCAGACUAUAAGUAUUAAUCAAAUGCCACUUCACACGUGAGCAAAUCCGCUCCCAAUAAGUAUAAAGGUGAAAUAAAUCAAUCGGAGUUUCCCCUGGUCGUCACUAGUUCACACAGCCACAAAGUCAUAUACUAUUGAUCUUCUUAAAAUGUGAUUUUAAACCUAUCCCCGACCUUAACCACACUGCUAACCGUAUGCCUAAUACUAACCUUAAAUUAAAACCAAUUUUUGUUUUCAUUAAUUUUGAAGACGAUUUUGACUGCGUUUGUUGUAACUAGUGGAAACCGUUGUGCCUGUUGUUCACACGCAUAUCUGCCCUCUCAUUGGAUAAAAGGCUUCCUUCUGAUCUCACCUCCUCCCAACUGCCUUCCAUUUUUGAAGACGUUUCUUUUCAUUAUUAGGGCGGCAACUAGAGCAUUUGGGAUCUGUUUCCCCAAAUCAUCCGAAUGCUAAAUGAAUCGUUAGAACAUCAUAAAAGGACCUAAGAGCAUAUUGACAUUUCCGAGCCUUUCCCCAAAAAAACUUUAUUAACGUUGCACUUGAAGUCGCUCGUAAUCUAACACCUGCCUCAGACCACUAGUAAGAACAGUUAAGUGCGUGGUUAGAUCACCGUCUGCCCACCCGCGUCACUUUAGAUAUCAAAUAUCCGCUGAACAUAGGAUCAAGACGUUUAUCUGUCUCUCUGACCACCGAAAACUUCAUAGUUUAAUAUAUAGUUCGCAAUGUUAUUAUAAACAAGUGAAUCAAGGAUACAUUAAAGAAAAGAAAACCGAGAUAACCGAAUGAUUUAAUAGUUCGAUUUAGGCAAAAAUAUUAACAUAAC